Messenger RNA from Tilletiopsis washingtonensis, 601 nucleotides. RefSeq lists its product as hypothetical. Bases 45 to 563 code for a protein of 172 amino acids. NCBI's taxonomy places the organism in Eukaryota, Fungi, Basidiomycota, Exobasidiomycetes, Entylomatales. The record is from RefSeq and is a predicted model, not a curated record. The transcript has 3 exons. Gene Ontology annotation, cellular component: membrane.
CCCUCACCCUCACUCGCACCCACACUCUCGCACAUCCGCCCAGCAUGUCCGUCAUCUCCGCCGGCCUCGACCGCAACGCGCUCACCGCCGGGCGCGCCGCACAUGCCGCCGGCCCCGCCAUCGUCGCCGCCUACGUCCUCUCGCACGUCGUGUGCUCGACGCGCCUGCUCAAGAACAUCUACGGCAUCGACGACAACGUCUGCCCGCGCGGCGACACGGCGCGCAAGGGCGAGGCGGCCGUGCAGCGCCGCCGCAUCUCGCGCGCCCAGCUGGCGCUGCUCGAGCGCAACGAGGGCCUGCACGCCAACGCCAUCGAGCACCUGCCGCUCUUCAUCGGCAGCGUCCUGCUCGGCGUCUUUGCCGGCCUGCCCGCGUCGCAGAUCAACCGCUUCGCCGCAAAGUACCUGGCCGUGCGCGUCGCGUUUGCCGUGGCGUACCUCGGCAUCACCGACCUGCGCGCCAGCUUCAUCCGCACCGGCCUGUGGUGGACGGGCAACGUGCUCUGCUUCCGCACGCUGCUUGCCGCCACGCGCGCGCUCAAUGCCUCCAGCCUGCGCCGCUGAGCAUCGUCUCUGGAUGCAAUUCUAUGUACCUGCCUGCA